Messenger RNA from Mesorhabditis spiculigera, 273 nucleotides. NCBI's taxonomy places the organism in Eukaryota, Metazoa, Nematoda, Chromadorea, Rhabditida, Rhabditidae. The record is from the annotation of a GenBank genome assembly.
AUGAUCUCGAUGAUCAACUACCCGUCAGAUUCGCCAAAAGAAUUCUAUGGAGGUGCGACCGGCGAAGGGCGCUUCUACUUCCCCAACCGCUAUCUGCGGGUGUCGAAAAAGGAGAAACGCAUCGUCACCGUCAGUCAGGCCGACGAGCCGCACCAGCUGAUCCCCGAACAGAUCGAACUCCGUCGCCAGGCCUCCGACACAAUGUGGACCGGUCUCCUUCACAAGAAGAUCAUCGAAAAACUGCAGGAAGGCCAGGAUAUUAUGGCCCACCCG